AUGCAGCCCAAGGUUCAGACCGAACACCUUGCGCCAGGCGUGAUCCUGAUCGUUGGGGGAGGCCCAGUGGGGCUUGUGCUCGCCACGACGCUUGCCCACCAUGGUGUUCGAAGCGUGAUACUGGAGCGCAACUUUACGACCACGCGAUGGCCCAAGAUGGAUCUGACCACAGCUAGGUCCAUGGAGAUUCUCAAGAGGCUCGGCAUCGCUCAGCGACUACGGGAGCGAGCCGUCCCGUCUCAUCACCCCUUCACCUGUCUUUUCUCCAGCGGCCUCGCCGCCGACAAGGCCAUCACGUCGUGGCAGCUGCCCAGCGUCGACAAGUACCGCGGGGAGAUUGCUGCCCGCAACGAUGGGACCAUGCCCAUGGAGCCGUGGCUUCGCAUCUCGCAGGAGAUAUUUGAGGCUUGGCUUAAAUCUCUGAGCGACUCGAACCCCUUGAUCGAGUUCCGCGCAGGAUGGCAGGUAACAGCAUCCAAAGAAUACGAUGAAAGAGCUGAGGUCACCUGUCGCCAGGUCUCCACAGGAGACGAGCGUUCCAUUCAAGCUGAUUUUGUGGUGGGGUGUGACGGCGCUCGCAGUGUGCUGCGAGAAGGCUUGGGUAUCAAGCUGGAUGGGGGCCCACUUCCAGCCCAGGCUCUUCUUGUCCAUUUCAAAUCCAAGGACCUAUCACGCAUUCAGAAACAAGGCCAGUUCUGGCACUUGUUCUUCCCCAAUAAAGCUGCAGACGGCGGUGGCGUUAAGGGGGCGGUGAUUGCACAGGACGAGAUCGAUACAUGGACGGUCCAUUUAUUUUUACAUGCCGGCGACGACCCUGCCCGAAUCUCCUCAGAUGAUGCUGUCGCCAGCGUCUUGGGCGGGAUUGGGGAUCCGUUUCCCAUCAAAAUUGACGAGGUACUCGUCAGGUCGACAUGGAGUCCCAGUAUCGCAGUGGCACAGUCAUACGCAGGGCCUAAACAGCGCAUCCUCCUCGCCGGUGACGCUUGUCACCAAGUUCUGCCGACAGGAGGCUACGGCAUGAACUCUGGUGUAGCGGAUGCGUACGACCUGGGGUGGAAGCUGGCUGCUUCGGUUAACGGCUGGGCGGGUCCAAGGCUGCUCGCCUCAUAUGAGGAGGAGCGUCGCCCAGUUGCUGAGCUGGUCGCCCAUUGGUCCAAGACGCACAUGGGAAAUCUCUCGCGCUUGCCCAUCGCCACCAGCAUCGACGAGCACAUCAAUUCGGACAGCCCCAAAGGCCGGGACAUGCGCGCUGCCGUGCACGAUUUCCUUCAGACCCACGAUGGGCAUAACCAGAGUAUCGGUGUCGAGAUGGGAUAUGGCUACCAGUCCGGGAUUUGCAUACACAGCCCGCUAGAUGACGACAGGGCCGCGCCCGUGUUUGACGCCAGGAAGUGCACUCCGACAACAUACCCUGGGUACAGGGCCCCGCACGUCGUGCUGAAAGGGGGCGAGCCAAUCUACGACCAUUUUGGCAAAGCUUUCACGCUGGUUGUUUUCGAUGGACCGGAUGCACGUGCCCAGCCAUCCCCGUGGGCAAAGAAGGCCGUCGAGUGUUUCGGCGCAGCGGCGAGGAAACACAGAGUACCACUAUCGGUAGUUGUGUUGUAUGGAGAAGCGCACGCUGCGAGCGUUUGGGAUGCUCGCAUUGUGCUGGUACGGCCCGAUGAGUUUGUGUCGUGGCAUGGAAAUGAAGUGGAUGACCAGGAAGCGGUGGAAUACACCCUUCUCCGAGCCAUAGGAUUCAGCGUCUAA
Diaporthe citri is the source of this 1752-nucleotide messenger RNA. RefSeq lists its product as uncharacterized. The coding region runs from base 1 to 1752 and encodes 583 amino acids. Gene Ontology annotation, molecular function: FAD binding. The transcript is spliced from 2 exons. The record is from RefSeq and is a predicted model, not a curated record. NCBI's taxonomy places the organism in Eukaryota, Fungi, Ascomycota, Sordariomycetes, Diaporthales, Diaporthaceae.